CCCUUUCUCCUGUCGGCCCUGAAGUGCAGAGGCUGAGGCGGCGCGUUCUGGAAGCUUCGCGGCGGGGAUCGUUAGUGCGGGCGGGCCAGGCCAGGCCGAUCCGUCUCCAUCCAGAGCUUAGCAGCAGCGGGGCGCGGAGGAGUCGCCAUGCCGGAGAACGCGGGGUCCAGAGCUUUCACGGGCGGCAACGGGGGCCGCAAGCGAAGCGCCUACCAGGACCGGGACAAGCCCGCGCAGAUCCGCUUCAGCAACAUCUCCGCCGGCAAAGCCGUUGCUGAUGCUAUUAGAACAAGCCUUGGACCAAAAGGAAUGGAUAAAAUGAUUCAAGAUGGUAAAGGAGAUGUGACAAUUACAAAUGACGGUGCAACUAUUCUGAAACAAAUGCAGGUUCUACAUCCUGCAGCCAAAAUGUUGGUUGAGCUGUCCAAGGCACAAGAUAUUGAGGCUGGUGAUGGCACCACAUCUGUUGUUGUUAUUGCUGGUGCUCUCUUGGAUGCCUGUUCCAGACUUCUUCAGAAGGGAAUCCAUCCCACCAUCAUUUCGGAGUCAUUCCAGAAAGCUUUGGAUAAGAGUACUGAAGUCUUGACCGACAUGGGACAGCCAAUUGAACUAAGCGACAGAGAAACCUUGCUAAAUAGUGCAACUACUUCACUGAAUUCAAAGGUUGUAUCUCAGUAUUCUAGUCUCCUUUCUCCAAUGAGUGUGGAUGCAGUGAUGAAGGUGAUUGAUCCAACUACAGCUAGCAGUGUAGAUCUUAGAGACAUUAAAAUUGUUAAAAAGCUUGGUGGAACAAUUGAUGAUUGUGAACUGGUUGAAGGGCUAGUCCUCACUCAGAAGCUGGCGAAUACUGGUGUAACUAGAGUGGAAAAAGCCAAGAUUGGACUCAUUCAGUUUUGCUUGUCUGCUCCAAAGACUGAUAUGGACAACCAGAUCGUUGUUUCUGACUAUGCUCAAAUGGACAGAGUAUUGCGUGAAGAGAGAGCCUACAUUCUAAACUUAGUUAAACAAAUUAAAAAGGCUGGAUGCAAUGUGCUGCUCAUUCAGAAGUCUAUUCUACGGGAUGCUCUUAGUGAUCUAGCGCUACAUUUCUUGAACAAAAUGAAGAUCAUGGUGAUUAAAGAUAUUGAAAGAGAAGACAUUGAAUUUAUAUGUAAGACAAUUGGAACCAAGCCAGUUGCUCACAUUGAUCAGUUCAUUGCUGAUACAUUGGGAUCUGCUGAAUUGGCAGAGGAGGUCAACCUAAAUGGUUCUGGGAAGCUAAUAAAGAUUACAGGCUGUGCAAGCCCUGGAAAAACUGUUACAAUUGUGGUACGUGGAUCCAACAAACUAGUAAUGGAAGAAGCUGAGCGUUCAAUUCAUGAUGCUCUGUGUGUCAUACGUUGUUUAGUAAAAAAAAGAGCUCUAAUUGCGGGAGGUGGAGCACCAGAGAUCGAAUUAGCACUGCGCUUGAAUGAGUAUGCUCGCACUUUGAGUGGUAUGGACUCAUACUGUGUCCGUGCAUAUGGAGAUGCAAUGGAAGUCAUCCCAUCUACACUGGCUGAAAAUGCAGGCCUUAACCCUAUUUCUACUGUAACAGAGCUGAGAAACAGACAUGCACAAGGAGAGAAAACAGCAGGCAUUAAUAUCAGAAAGGGUGGAAUUUCCAAUAUCCUGGAGGAGUUAGUGGUCCAGCCUCUGUUGGUGUCUCUCAGUGCCGUGACACUAGCUACAGAAACUGUCCGCAGUAUUCUUAAGAUUGAUGAUGUGGUGAACACUCGAUAAGGUGACUAAAGGAAAUGGCAGUACAGGCGAGAGUACCACAGCAUAGUUUGGAGUAUGGUUUCUUCACAGAAUCCCUGUGUCAAGCAUUCUGCUAAAACCCACUUACGUUUAUGUACUUUUAUCAACUUAAUUUAAUAAAAUCUCUGGUUUCAAGAGGCAAA
Mauremys mutica (yellowpond turtle) is the source of this 1922-nucleotide messenger RNA. It is a transcript of the gene CCT4, whose product is annotated as chaperonin containing TCP1 subunit 4. The record is from RefSeq and is a predicted model, not a curated record. Gene Ontology annotation, cellular component: chaperonin-containing T-complex. Gene Ontology annotation, molecular function: ATP hydrolysis activity; ATP-dependent protein folding chaperone; ATP binding. The coding region runs from base 148 to 1761 and encodes 537 amino acids. Gene Ontology annotation, biological process: protein folding. The transcript has 14 exons. NCBI's taxonomy places the organism in Eukaryota, Metazoa, Chordata, Testudines, Geoemydidae.